AGGAACUUGGCGACACGCGCGAAAUCAGUGUCAGCGACUUCCUGGGUCUUCUUUUUGACAAGGUGCCAGCAAGCGCGACCGGCAUGGAUCAGAACGAAAAACCUCAGGCUACGAGUACCGAGGCUGCGCAGCUGGGGACUGCGCAGGCGUACGCAGCCCUGCCCACCCAAGAGCUCCACCAAGAACUGCCCCCGCUCGCCCCCGAGCUCCACGGGGAGUCGCCGGAAGUACAGGCCGAGUCGGACGAAGCGGCACCCAAGCUGCCGAGCACAGAGGAUGCGGAGGACUCUGCAAGAAAGAGCUCUGAGACGAAGCUGGACGAAGUUGUCUUCACGGACACUGACGGCGACGUCGUUCUCUUACAGCUGGCCGGCAACCACGUGCGGCUACUCGUGAACGGCAAGCUGAAACUGGAGCAGGUGGAGCGCUUUGAGAUCGAUGUGGCGCAACGCACGUUCGAGAUCGAGUUCGAGCAAGUAGAGUUCCAGGAUGAGGAAGACGUGCCGAAGAUCCAGGAGCAGGUGGAAAGGCUCUUCGACCGAGCUGCCAAAGCAUUGCUGCUCAAGCCGCCGGCCCCGGAAGCCUCGGAGCCGGGCCAUGUGCACCAGGCAGACCGUGAGGCGGUCCUGGCCGCAGUGAGGAAGAACCACCGGGCGCAGUUCGCCUCCGAGGAGCUGCAAGCAGACCUUGAGGUGGUGCUGGCGGCGCUGGCAAAGGACUACCGCCCGCUGCAGUUCGCCUCGCAGGAGCUCCGAGGCGACCGGGAGUUUGUGCUGGCGGCGGUGGCGCAGGACGGCUACGCGCUGCAGCUCGCCGCGGAGGAGCUGCGCGAGGACCAGGCCUUCGUCCUGGAGGCGGUGGAGAAGACCCGCUCCUGGUUCCUAGUGAACUGGGCCGGCCCGGAGCUCAGGGAGGACAAGGACUUCCUGCAGAAGUGCAAGGACGUGUGCGGCACUGGCCUAAUUUUCACCUACUAUGAGAGCUUCACCGCCUUCCAAAGCAUGAGAAAGAGCUUCCUUGCCACCGGCGCAUCCGUGCCUGGAGGCCAAGCGUACGAGCGUGUAAUGGAGAAGCUGCGCGAGCGUGGCGACAAAGGCUCCCGAGCCGCAAUUGCCCUUCAAGGGGCUGUUGGUGUUUUACCUCAGGGAGAUUAUUGAACCGAACGCGUUCGAGACGUGUAGAGAAUCGGUUGUUGGUUGUCAUGCAGCAAAAACUGAAGCACGGUUCAUCGCUGCACAGAAAGAAACGUUGAGUAUUGGCAUCAAGUGUUCAUAGAUCGGCAUUGGCGCAGUCGUGCCUGCAACUUGUUUGGGAAGCUUAUGAUCUAUGAGAAAUCCUGAGUGUUUGUGUGAGUGUGCACGUGCCCUGUGAGAACAGCCGCAGGUCACAUGUUGCCUUGAGCAUGUCGCGGGCAAGGUUUGCAAAGUAAAGUUUCGACGCCCGCAACGCAAGCCAUGCCGAGGAGCCGCCACGGUAUGGUUUGACAAAGAGCCGGUGUUCGGGGCGUCCGCUGAUGAUGGCCGCUGGCUACAUCCCAGCGAGGAGUGCGGAAGAGACUACAAGCCGGUGCCACCGGAGUCACCCGGACGCCAUCCGAUGUGGCGAUCCAAGGUGGAGUCCAGCACGGCAGAUUCCAUCCCGGAAGUUGGAUCCAAGCACCCCUGCUGGUGCUGCCACUGGAUUCGAAAAGUACGGGAGCGCCACGCUGCAGGCGCCGUGAUCUGCUGCACGGUUUCGAACAUCUUCUCCUCAGACUGGGUGGGACGAUACGGAGCAGGAUCGUCCGAGCUCACCGACCAAAGGGCCGAUGAACUUAAUCUGCCGCGGCGACUUUGGCUCAACUUUGUGUUGAUUUUCGCGUCUUAGGGUCUCAGUCUUGGUUUGGCGUGUUGGAGUCGGACCUUUGGCCUUGAACGCUUAGGGAAUGCUUCAAGAACGGGCGACCUGAGGGCUGGGGCUGCGGAAAGAUCACCAUACACGGGGCUGACACGUUUGAGCGCGAAGCGCCGAUCCAUCCCCGCACGGGGUUGCCACUGGGCCAGGGGUGUCGCUGGGAGCGCCAGGCCCUUGAUGGCAUGGAUUUCCCGGUGUACGUAUUUUUUAUACCAUGAGGCAUGUGCUUUGGUCAAGCGCCAGCCCUUCUCACCAAGUGAUGGGGCGACUUGCGGCCGCAAUAGUUCACCCCAGGGCUGUGGCUCAAGCCUGAAGAGUGU
Messenger RNA from Effrenium voratum, 2213 nucleotides. Lineage: Eukaryota; Dinophyceae; Suessiales; Symbiodiniaceae. The record is from the annotation of a GenBank genome assembly.